Camelina sativa (false flax) is the source of this 2947-nucleotide messenger RNA. RefSeq names its product protein BLISTER. Gene Ontology annotation, biological process: regulation of growth. NCBI's taxonomy places the organism in Eukaryota, Viridiplantae, Streptophyta, Magnoliopsida, Brassicales, Brassicaceae. The record is from RefSeq and is a predicted model, not a curated record.
GUACCUAAAAAUUUUAAUUAAUAAUAACUCUCUCUCUCUCUCUCUGUCUGUCUCUCACGAACAAAGGGUUCGUUCUCCUCCUCGUCUCCUUCUUCAGAUCGAAAACCCUAAUUUUGUUUCCUUUUGUUUGACAAUUCCAGAGAUUUUUUUUUAAAUUUUGUUUUGUUCGAGAUCUCCCACCCCAAAAAAUUUCAUCUCGAUCUAUGCGUUAGGAUCUGGAGGGGCUCUUUGGUUUUAGAGUUCCUUCACAAUAAUUAAUCAUAAUAACGUGCGAUUUUUUAUUGGGAAUGAAUAUGGCUUGGGCUUAAUGGAUUCAAUCAAUGGUGAUUAAAAAAACAGUGAUUUGAAUUAGUUGGUGGGGAAAACUGCGAGAGAUUUCUCCAAUGGCAUCAGCUAAUUCUCGUAGGCAAGAUAUCGCUGAAGCUGGACGCCGUAAGCUUGAGCAGUUUCGGAAACAAAAAGCAGCAAAAAAGGCAUCACAGAGUACUAGUACCACACAGCAGCCUGUUGAUAAUAGCCAGCAAAGUGUCUCAGAUUCAGAUGGACCUCUUGCAUCUCUGCCUAAUGGACCUCUCACUCAAGUUUCCUCUAAUGAAACCCAUGUACAUAAUUUAUCAUUUUCGAAUAUAGCAACACCGAAUGAUGCAAGUAAUCAAGAUGAUGGUCAGGAGGAAUCAGUGGGAAAAGUUGAUUUUUCUAAUAGCUUAGAGUUGAUUGGUUCCACAAAGGACUUAACAGUGAAUAAUAGGCCUGACGUUGUACCUUAUAGCAAUAUAGACAAGCAAUCGAGUGGAAGUUUUAAUCGUGCUUCUACUCUAAGAGAAAGUGAUGGUGUUGUUAAAGGCUCAUCUCCUUUUUCUGGAAGCACUCUGCUAUCAACCUCGAUGCAAAUGGACGGUUUCAUUCAUGGCGGUGGAUUAAUCACACCAAGAAAAGACUCUUUACAACCUACUACCAGGAUGGUAGGGUCUUUUCACGAAGUUGCCAAAGACCAUCAGGGAAGUGGUGAACUAGGAGGAGGUAGCAUUGUGCAGAAGCCAACUUUGUCUAGCAGUUAUUUGUUUAGUUCUCCAGACACAUCAUCUCGACCUUCUGAAUCUUCAGAUUACAGUGUAAAUAUCACAAGCUCUUCACCAUUUAACUCAGCUAAAAGUGAAGCAUCUGUGAAGAGAUCUCGUCCGUCUUUCCUUGAUUCCCUCAAUAUUUCAAGAGCUCCAGAGACUCAAACUCAAUAUCAACACCCUGAGAUUGAAGCAGAUUUGGUUACAUCCAGUGGUUCCCAACUAACUGGCAGUGAUGGUUUUGGGCCAUCUUCGCUUCAAUAUAUAUCAGGGAACAGAGACAGUAAUGGGCCAUCUUUGACAAGUGGAGCAUAUGAUUCUCCUAAUCCAUUUGAAAAGUUCCGGAGUUCUUUGUAUCCUGCUGCCAAUGGAGUAAUGCCAGGUUUUACUGAUUUCUCCAUGCCAAAACAAAAUGAUGAUUUUACUGCUCUGGAACAGCAUAUUGAGGAUUUAACACAAGAAAAAUUUUCACUGCAAAGGGAUCUUGAUGCCUCACGUGCGCUGGCAGAAUCCUUAGCAUCAGAAAAUUCUUCGAUGACAGACACUUAUAACCAGCAGAGAGGUCUUGUCAACCAACUAAAAGAUGACAUGGAGAGGCUAUAUGAACAGAUCCAAGCCCAAAUGGGGGAACUUGAGUCUGUCCGGAAUGAGUAUGCUAAUGCACAGCUAGAAUGUAAUGCUGCUGAUGAGCGUUCCCAAAUACUGGCUUCUGAAGUCAUCAGUUUGGAAGAUAAGGCUCUCAGACUCAGAUCUAAUGAGUUAAAGCUGGAGAGGGAACUGGAGAAUGCACAAGCAGAAAUGUUAUCUUCCACGAAAAAAUUACAGAGCCUAGAGAAAGAUCGUCAAGAUUUACAAUCUACUAUUAAAGCUCUUCAAGAAGAGAAGAAGGUCCUACAGACUAUGGUGCAGAAAGCUUCUACUGGUGGAAAAUCCACUGAUCUGAGUAAAAGCUCAACUAGCCGAAAAAAUGCGUCAACCUCUACCGAAGGUCUAGCACUCUCAGAUACUACGCCAGAGAUUUCCAACCAGGAAACAGAUUCCACUACUAUGCUUGAAAGGGAUUCAUCGAAUACAGCUAUCGUUCCUGAAACUCGACAAUUAACUCUUGAAGGUUUUUCAUUGAGCGUCCCAGCUGAUCAGAUGAGAGUGAUUCAUAACAUUAAUACGCUGAUUGCUGAGUUGGCAAUUGAGAAGGAAGAACUGGUGCAAGCACUGUCAUCUGAGUUAUCUCGAAGUGCGCAGGUGCAGGAACUGAACAAAGAGUUAUCCAGAAAACUUGAAGCGCAGACCAAAAGGUUAGAGCUUCUAACAGCGCAGAAGAUGGCCAUAGACAAUGUUUCACCUGAGAAGCUGCAGCCGGAUUCUCAUGUUGUUCAAGAGAGAACACCGAUUGCAGAUGAAGGCGAUGAGGUGGUCGAAAGGGUUUUAGGAUGGAUUAUGAAGAUGUUCCCAGGAGGACCGUCGAAAAGAAGGACAAGCAAGCUUCUCUAAUGCGUGGCUCGCUCAGUCGUGACCCUUGUUGCCAUUCUGUAUAUCCCGGGCACAGCCAUGGAUUGCUUCUUCUCCUUUAGUUUUGGAAGAAGUUCAUUUUGGUUCUUUUGAUCCUAAAUUUUGGAUUUCACUGGAUUGAGCAAAAAUGGUAUAGUGAGAGACAUCUUGAAGAGUUCCAAAUGGAUAGAGACACGGAAGCUCAACCAGAGCGAGAGAGCUGUUAUAUGAGUGAGUUUUUACUGUUUUGGACUGAAUUUUGUAAUUGUUGAUUGAUUAUAUAGCCAAGUUAAAGUGUUCCUCGCCGAAGUAUAAUUUACCAACAAAGAAAAAAAAAAACAACUUGGAUGGUUUUGGAUAUUAUCUUCUCGUUUAAAUGGAAGACUUGAUUAAACAAA